CACCCGGACGACAAUUUGUAACGUACCUGACAUUACACAUGUCUUCUGACGGCUGUCCUCUAAAUUUAAUAAUUCGACGUGCGUGAUAUUAUUCUAACCAAUUCUGGCAACAAUCAAAUAGUAAGUUGAACUGAAUGUUGCAUCUCUGAAGAGGUGGACAUGACUGCUCGAGGAACACCGAGUCGUUUUUUACAGAGCGUUCUUCACAAUGGAGUGGGCCGCUAUGUUUGUCAGCUAAAGCGAAUCUCUCUGGUCUUCUCAAAGAAAGGACAGGGCUCUUUAGGAGUCAGAGAUUUCAUUGAGGAAGGUGUGGUGGACUUUGCCAAAAAUAACCCAGGAACUGUGAUUUACAUCUCCCCUCAGUCCUGCAGAAUUCCUAAAAUAGUAGCCGAAUAUUUGAACGGUAAUGUGAAGGAGGAGAUGGUCACCAACAAAACAUCGCAGCAGAUUGCCGAACUUAUAACCAAGAUGUCCAACCAGUCAGGACUGGACAUCAUCCGCAUUCGAAAACCCUUCCACACAGACAGUCCCAGUAUCCAGGGCCAGUGGCACCCCUUUACAAAUCGACCCCCCAGCAUCGAGCCAGUGCGCCAACAGACAAAAUAAGCAAUUUGCUUUGUAUUUAUUCCCUGAUUGAUGUGGUG
Rhinichthys klamathensis goyatoka is the source of this 644-nucleotide messenger RNA. RefSeq names its product mitochondrial ribosomal protein L43 (gene mrpl43). Gene Ontology annotation, cellular component: mitochondrial large ribosomal subunit. Lineage: Eukaryota; Metazoa; Chordata; Actinopteri; Cypriniformes; Leuciscidae. Gene Ontology annotation, biological process: mitochondrial translation. The coding region runs from base 160 to 606 and encodes 148 amino acids. Gene Ontology annotation, molecular function: structural constituent of ribosome. The transcript is spliced from 3 exons. The record is from RefSeq and is a predicted model, not a curated record.